GCAAGCCUCUUCCGUCACAGUUCCCACCCCGCACCAGGGCACACUGUUCCUACUUCCGUAGUCUCUGCCGACCCGUCUCACUAAAUACCCGGUUCCUUUUCUCACUUCUUUCCUUUCUCAGCCGCCUACUACAGACCCUGACCCAGCUUUAUCUGCCAGAUUGCUUUAAGAAACCGCCAAUGUUAGCCACCCACGCUUAGGAGCCUUUGGUACUGGAGGCCUCCUGGAACGUUGAAAGGCGGAAGACUUCUGUAAACUGGAGUCUGCUGAGUGCUAAGCAGUAACACUGAAGAGACCCACAGCAAAGGACAGGCACAAAGACUCUGAGGAAAAUGAAGUUUCCCUGCCUCUCCUUCCGGCAGCCCUAUGCUGGUUUAAUCUUAAAUGGAGUCAAGACUCUUGAGACCCGUUGGCGUCCCUUGUUGAGGAACCAUCAGAAAUGUACCAUCGCCAUCCAUAUUGCUCACAGGGACUGGGAAGAUGAUGCCUGGCAGCAGGUGCUGGUAGAGAGAUUGGGAAUGACAAUGGCGCAGAUUCAGACCUUACUACAGGAAGGAGAAAAAUAUGGCCGAGGUGUGAUAGCUGGACUUGUUGACAUUGGAGAGACUUUGCAGUGUCCCGAAACCUUAACUGCUGAUGAGGUUGUCGAACUGGAAACGCAAGCUGUGCUAACCAACGUGCAGCAGAAGUACCUGACUCCGAUUUCAAACCCCAGAUGGUUACUAGAGCCCAUACCUAGAAAAGGGGGAAAAGAUGUAUUCCAGGUGGAUAUCCCAGAGCACCUGAUCCCUUUGGGGAAGGGUUGGAGCAGUGAAUGCUCUAGAGAACAGUGUCAGGAAAACUAAAUAAUAGCCCUGUCAUUAGUCCAUCAGAGCAUAAACCUCUAAACGUCAGGGGGACUCUAAGCCCCUACUGCCAUGCAGGCUACAUCCCACUCUGUGCUGUUGCCAGACCCAGACUGCUGUGCCAUCAAGAAAGGGGAUAGAAGUGAGGACACCCCUCCUGUGGUGGCUCUGGCAGUGAACCCACAAAGCUUCAAGAACCUUGGCCUUAGGGAAAAGGAAAACUGCCAUGAAAUGACUUUUUGCUGAUGUUCACCUUAGUCCUACUGUUUUCUGAAAUGCAUAAAUAAAUGUGUUGAUGAUAA
Molecule: messenger RNA, 1147 nt
Organism: Myodes glareolus (Bank vole)
Lineage: Eukaryota; Metazoa; Chordata; Mammalia; Rodentia; Cricetidae
Source: RefSeq, a predicted model, not a curated record